CCCUUUCCCUUCAGACAGAAACAGCAGCAGGUAAGAUUAAGGAGGGCAUCACCAGGGCUGCAGGACAAGAUGCCUCUCAUGCCUGGGACAGUGGGGUAAGAUGUACUCUUUGCAUGAAGGAUGGUGACCAAAACAAUUCAGAAGUGAAACAGAAUUAAGGCUGUAAGCUGAGUUACAUCUACAUCAGUUUUGCAUACUGCAUGUUCUGCUUUUUUGCAAACACCUUUGUUUGCGGUGCUCCUGUUCCAGCCCUCUUGCACCUUCUCCUUUCCAGUAGUAGUAGUAAAGGUAAAGGUACCCCUGACCAUUAGGUCCAGUCGUGACCGACUCUGGCAUUGCAGUGCUCAUCUUGCUUUAUUGGCCGAGGGAGCCGGCGUACAGCUUCCGGGUCAUGUGGCCAGCAUGACUAAGCCGCUUCUGGCGAACCAGAGCAGCUCACAGAAACGCCGUUUACCUUCCUGUUGGAGCGGUACCUAUUUAUCUACUUGCAAUUGACGUGCUUUCGAACUGCUAGGUGGGCAGGAGCAGGGACCAAACAGCAGGAGCUCACCCCAUCACGGGGAUUCGAACCACCAACCUUCUGAUUGGCAAGUCCUGUGGUUUAACCCACAACGCCACCCGCGUCCCAGUAGUAGUAGUAGUAGUUUAUUAUUUAUACCCUGCCCAUAUGGCUGGGUUUCCCCAGCUACUCUGGGCAGCUUCCAACAAAAUAGUCAAAAUAUAAUAAACCCUGCCCCCCUUUCUGACCUUACUGUACAGCCUUCUCCUCUUCAUCCCUCUUCCUGUGUUUCAGCACCAAAAAUAUUGCAGCAACAGAUGAGAAAGGCUGGCAGCUUUAAGGCUGUAGGGAGGCAAUAAAGAGUUCUAUGCUUGGUCCGCCAGAAGGUUCGUCAAGUUCUGCAACCUGCCACAUGACGAAUCUCGCAAGCUCAGCUAAUACAGCCAACAGCUUUCUGUUCUUUUGUUCCUGACAACUGGUAUUCAAAAGCAUCUUGUCUGCUGCAGAGGUUCCAAAUGGCUUUGCGGGUUCGCUCAUCCUCUCUGAAUUUGCCUGAAUCUAUCAAGGAAAGAACAAAUACCAUAGUGGUUGUCACCACACUGGCUGUGGCAAACUGUGGGGUGGCCCCAGCCUGCUGGUUGAGCAUCUGCUUGGCAUGCAGAAGGCCCCAGGGUCAACCCCCAACAUCUCAAGGGAGGGCUGGCAAAGAUUCCCUGCCCGCAGCCACAGGGAGCCAUCACCAGUCUGAGCAAACACUCCUGGGCUGGGUGGCAACUUCCUGUGUAAUUUCAUACAUUCGUUGCGCCUUGUGGUUGCGGUGCCGAGGAACUGGGAUGUCGGCGGUUCUCUGGAUCGUAGGGAAGAGAUGGGAGUCUGCAUCUGGAAGUUCCAGCAGGCGCCUGCUUUUGUUCCUGUAUAUUUUGGACAGAUGGAUCCAAUCUGGCGAGGCUGGGGGCUGGCCGUCUUGCAGCAGCAGCGGGGCUCCUUUUUGCAAGGCUGCACAUCUUCAUGGGGUAGGCAGCAGCGAUGGGCGAAUCCUAGAGGCCCAGGACGUUGGCAGGAGUGGCCUCCAUGCAGAGUCCUGGACUUCCUUCAGCUCCAAGGCCCCCUGGGUGCCCCAAAAUGUCAAAGUGGGGCUGGGCAGCAGCGGUAGCCGCUGGAGCAGCAGUUGUAUUCGUUCUGCUGCCCGCAGCUCCUUGGAUUAUGCAAGAUGUGGAGGCAGAGCAGCCCAAUCUGUUGUGGCUUCUGCUACUUGGCAACCCGACAAAGGCUUGACCAGAAGGAGGCGCUAUGCAAUCAACCCUCUAGGCUACAAAUGGGACCACGUGAAUCUGACCUACAAGAUUGUACAGUUCCCCAGCACCCUCAACAAGGUGGACACCGAGCGAGCCAUAGCAAGUGCCUUUCGCAUGUGGAGCGAUGUUUCUCCCCUCAGCUUCAGGCGCUUGGCCCCUACCCAGCUGGCAGACAUCACUAUAGGUUUCUACACGUUCAACCACACCGACUGCUGGUUCUCCCCGCUGCACCCUUGCUUCGAUGGGCUCAAUGGGGAGCUGGCCCAUGCCUUCCUCCCUCCCCGCGGCGAGAUCCACUUUGACAAUCAUGAAUUUUGGAUUCUGGGACGCUCCCGCUUCAGCUGGAAGCAAGGCGUCUGGCUGAAUGACCUGGUGCAAGUAGCAGCUCACGAGAUUGGCCAUGCCCUGGGGCUCUGGCACUCCCGGGACGCCCGCGCCCUCAUGCACCCGAACGCCACCUACAGUAGGACAUGGCGCAUUGGCCAGGACGACGUCUGGGCCAUACAGCGGCUGUACGGCUGUGUGGAUGAGAAGAGGCAGUGCCAGCUGUGGGCCAAAAAAGGCUUCUGCACCCACCGACGGCGAGACUUCAUGAAGAAGCACUGCCCCAGGAUCUGUAAUGCCUGCUUUGAGCACCCCACAGCCACCACCGCCUCCUCCCUGCCUGUUCGGCCAUCGCACGUUCACACCAGAUACAUUUCCAAGGGCAAAGUCAUCACCUUCCGCUGUGGACUGAACUCUUCCAGGUUGCACUUGCAAGCCAGCUGGUAUAAAGAUGGGGAGCCUCUAUCUCACUCGCUGCCAGGCUUCGAAUUGCUGCCCAGCCAGGAUCUGCGAGUCGUCGCCACUGAGUUCAGCGAAGGGAGGUAUGCCUGUUUGAUCCGCCACGGCAGCAGGACUCUCCGGGUUAAUUCCUGGCAGAUAAAGCUCAAGCCCAGAAGUCCUUUGCCUCCCAUGAUGGGCGCCCAGGGGAGAGCAUGAACAGGAGCAGCAUUGUGUGAGGUGUGUUUAUAGCCCUAGCUGGCUUGGCACUACCCACAUGGACCUGGCAUGCCAUCAGUCAGUCAGCCACUGCAGGCUCUGGUCUGGACUCACCUGCUCUGUUGCCAGAUAUCUUGAUUCGGGAGGUCCUGUGGGGAGUAACAUGUCCAGAUUUUGGUACAGAACCUGGAUGAUGUGUUAUUAGUCUUCUGAACCCACUGGGUUUUCACCUAAUCACACCCAGAGGCAAUAAGUUGAAUGUGUGUUGCCCCACUAAUUUGGGGACAGGGUUAGAGUCACCUCAAUACUGAACCUGGGGCCUUCUGCAUGCAGAGCAGAUUCUCUACUACAGUGGUACCUCUGGAUGCGAACAGGAUCCAUUCCGGAGCCCCGUUCGCAUCCUGAAGUGAACGCAACCUGCGUCUGCGCAUCUGCGCAUGCACGGGUCAUGAUUCGCUGCUUCCACGCAUGUGCGUGACAUCAUUUUGAGCGUCUGCGUGAGUGGCGAAACCCGGAAGUAACGUGCUCUGUUACAUCUGGGUCGCCAUGGAGCGCAAGCUGAAAAGGCUUAACCUGAAGCGACUUCAACCUGAGGUAUGACUGUACUGAGUCUCACAACUCUUGCCACUUAAAGAAAAACCUGUUGAAGCCAACAUUAUUCCAAGACCUGCAGCAGAGGUGGGGAGCUUGUGGUCUGCCUGAUGCUGUUGGGCUCCAAUUCCCAUCUUCCCCAACCAGCUUGCCUAAUGGUCAGGGAGGAUGGGAAUUGGGAGUCCAACAACAUAUGGAAGGCCACUUGUUCUCCAUGUGUGUGCUAUCCCCAAGAAAAA
Podarcis raffonei (Aeolian wall lizard) is the source of this 3605-nucleotide messenger RNA. RefSeq names its product matrix metalloproteinase-23-like. Gene Ontology annotation, biological process: proteolysis; extracellular matrix organization; collagen catabolic process. Gene Ontology annotation, cellular component: extracellular matrix. Lineage: Eukaryota; Metazoa; Chordata; Lepidosauria; Squamata; Lacertidae. Gene Ontology annotation, molecular function: metalloendopeptidase activity; zinc ion binding. Bases 1015 to 2775 code for a protein of 586 amino acids. The transcript is spliced from 8 exons. The record is from RefSeq and is a predicted model, not a curated record.